AUGAAAAGGGUUGAGCAAGAACCAACAAUGUCGGAGCCGAAGAAAACCAAGUACGAUCGUCAGCUCAGGAUUUGGGGAGAAUUAGGUCAAACGGCUCUGGAAAACGCAAGCAUAUGUCUGCUAAAUUGUGGCCCUACUGGCACAGAAACCCUCAAAAACCUCGUUCUCGGUGGAAUCGGAAGCAUCACCGUUGUUGACGGAUCCAAAGUAGAAAUUGGAGACCUUGGAAACAAUUUCAUGGUGGAUGAGAAGAGUGUUGGUCAGUCAAAAGCCAAGUGUACAUGUGCCUUUCUUCAGGAGCUUAACGAUGCUGUCAAAGCCAACUUUAUUGAAGAGAAUCCAGACUCUUUGAUUAUGACAAACCCUUCCUUCUUCUCUCAGUUUACUCUCGUUGUUGCCACUCAGCUAGUGGAAGAUUCAAUGGUGAAAUUAGAUAGAAUCUGCAGAGAAGCGAAUGUCAAGUUGAUUAUUGCUCGCUCCUAUGGCCUUACUGGGUUUGUUCGGAUCAGUGUAAAGGAGCACACCAUUAUCGAUUCAAAGCCUGAUCAUUUUCUUGAUGAUCUUCGCUUGAACAAUCCGUGGCCUGAACUCAAGAGGUUUGUGGAUACCAUUGAUAUAAAAACACCAGAUCCCAUUGCUCAUAAGCACAUUCCUUAUGUCGUCAUUCUUGUCAAGAUAGCUGAGGAAUGGGCUCGAUCCCAUAACAAUAACCUUCCCUUGACGAGGGAAGAGAAAAGAGAGUUUAAGGAUUUAGUUAAGUCCAAGAUGGUAUCACUCGAUGAAGAUAACUACAAAGAAGCCAUUGAAGCCACCUUCAAAGUUUUUGCUCCUCGAGGAAUCAGCCAAGAGAUUCAAGAAAUUAUAAACGACAGUUCUGCUGAAGUUGGCUCAAAUUCCUCUGAUUUUUGGAUAAUGGUAGCAGCCCUCAAGGAGUUUAUUUCAAAUGAAGGUGGUGGGGAGGCACCACUUGAAGGUUCCAUGCCCGAUAUGACAUCUUCAACAGAGCACUACAUCAAUUUGCAGAAAAUCUACCAAACCAAAGCUGAAGCUGAUUGUCUUUCCAUGGAGCACCGAGUGAAAAACAUUCUAACUAAUAUCGGUCGAGAUCCACAUAGCAUCUCAAAGCCAACCAUCAAAAGCUUCUGCAAGAAUGCAAGGAAACUUAAGGUCUGCAGAUAUCGUAUGUUAGAGGAUGAGUUCAGCAAUCCUUCUGUAACAGAACUGCACAAGUGUUCGGCUAGCGAGGAUUACAGUAGCGCAAUUGGAUUUUAUAUUCUUCUUAGAGCUGUUGAUAGAUUUGCUGCGACCUAUAAGAAGUUCCCUGGACAGUUUGACGGAAGACAAGUUGAUGAGGACGCAACCAGAUUGAAAACUACUGCCCUGAGCCUGCUUAGCGAUAUGGGUUGCAAAGACUUUGUGCUUCCAGAAGAACUUUGCAAUGAGAUGUCCAGAUUCGGUGCUGCAGAGCUUCACGUGGUUGCUGCUUUCGUAGGAGGAAUCGCAUCUCAAGAAAUAAUCAAGCUAAUCACGAAGCAGUUUGUUCCCAUGUUGGGAACUUUCAUCUUCAACGGCAUUGAUCACAAGUCUGAGUCUUUGACAUUAUAG
This is a messenger RNA of Microthlaspi erraticum, 1605 nucleotides long. NCBI's taxonomy places the organism in Eukaryota, Viridiplantae, Streptophyta, Magnoliopsida, Brassicales, Brassicaceae. The record is from the annotation of a GenBank genome assembly.